GGGGGGCGGCACUGUGUGAGGUGUACGUACUGACGACACGUGAUAGCCUACUGGGCUCUAUGAAUGGAAAUAUCGACAGAAUAUAGUAUCAUUAAAAACAAAAGUGCAGAUGUAAAUCAACCAUGCACGGGGAACUAAUUCUGAUGAUCAAAUCUUGUCAGGAUAAAAUGAUUGUACAUGUGGUGUAACAUUAGAAUAAAACUCCACUGACGGAAUGCCUCGGAAUCAUUGGAUUGCAAUCAACGACGGAGCAGCACGGACUAUCGAUAGGCUAUGUACUGCCUGUAGCCUGGUCGACUCCUCUCGUACGACAGCCUACUGAGAUCGGUGUGUCGAGAAUCGGUAUGGUAGUUUAACAACAGCGAUGUCGGCCUGGCAGUUGAUGCGGCACGCACCUGUAGCCUGCUGCCAAAGGACCAGGUUGAGACGGCAGAGAGACACACUGAUUGGCUGGAGGAACCUGUGGAGAGAUGACGCACCAGAGUGUCCAGAGGACUGAUCCAAGUUGACUACAGACAACUGGAGAGGAUUAAGAGACUCUGAGAUGGUAUCUGGAGGAGUCCCCAGAUCAUAACGUCUGACGUUAGAACCUUCCGGACAGUACUCUGUCACCUUGUCACUGCCAGAGGUGUUGUGUAGUCCGUUCUAAUUGAAAGAGAAACUGUAAGAGGCGCCGGGGAUUAUGGGACGUUGGACCCGCGGUGGAGUGACUCCUGGUUAGUUCCCAGGGGGGCCCAAUGAGUGGUAGCAGCCAUAACACCAGCCUGCUACGGGGCCGCCGUUUCUACUGUCGGGAAUGGGCCCUGGAAAAGCUCCAGCGCUGUCUGGAAGCCAAGCCCGCUCCCGGCCGGCCCCCGGGGAUCCUGGUAACUGGGGGUCCCGGGGCAGGAAAGACAGCUUUAUGCACGGAGGCAAUAUGGCCCAACUCGGACGCAGGGAUGCGGGUCGGGCUGGCGCCCCACUGCCUUGCAUUUCACUUCUGCCAGCGGGAGGACGGGAGGAGCGUGGCGGUGUGGAGGUUUGUCCUGGGACUGGUGGAUCAGCUGAGGGUCAGCCCCCUCCUCCCCCUGGGGUACAGGGACACACUGGACAGCCCGUUGGUGGCUCCCACCCUGGAGCCCCUACACUGCCAGAGGGACCCGGAUGACACCUUCAAAAGGGCGGUGUUGUUUCCCUUGCUGGACCUCCCUCCCCCAGAGAAGUCCCUAUUCCUGGUGGUAGACUCACUGGAAUCGGGGUAUGGGGCCGGUGAGGUGUCCAGCUGUGCUGGGGCUCCAGGGAGGAGCAGCUCUAUCUCAGAGCUCCUGUCCAGUCACCAGCACCUCCUGCCCAACUGGCUGCUCCUGGUCUGCUCUGUGCGCAGACAGAACAAGGCUGUGUGUAAGAUGUUCUCAGGUUUCCGUAAACUGUGUCUGGACGAUCUGCGUAAACCUGCGCCGGUACGUGACGUGCAGCACUAUAUCCUGCGGAGGCUGGACCAGGAGGGGGCGCUCCGUCGACAGCUGACCCCCGAGACGGCCGACAUGCUCAACUUGCUGCACAUCAAGAGUGGCGGCUGCUUCCUGUUUCUGGAACGCGUUCUAGACGGCGUGGCGGGGGCCUUGGUGGGGCUCCGGGAGAUCCGGGACAUCCCCGGGACCCUCAACGGCCUCUACUUGUGGCUCUGUCAGAGACUCUUCCCCAGAGGCCUGUUCCUCCGAGUCAGGCCCCUCUUCAACACCCUCCUGGCCUCCCCCAGGCCCCUCACCACCCAGGAGCUCUACACCGCCACCUGGACCCAGGACAUGUCCCUCAGCCUUCUGGACUUCCAGAGCAGGCUACAGGCUCUGUCCACGCUGCUCAUCGACGGGCCGGGAGGCAGCAAGCUUCUGUUCCACACUAGUUUUGCAGAGUGGCUGACGGACGUGAAGUACUGCACCCAGAAGUAUCUGUGUAGUGUGUCUGAGGGACACACCAUGCUGGCCAUGGCUCUCACCCUGCGCGCCCCACACCUUAACACAGAGGACACCUGUCAGAUGGGCUCGCACCUGGUCAGCUCAGGCAUGCACAAGGACAACCCUGCCCUCCUGGCCCUGUGGCUGUUGUGGGCUGAUGUGCCCCCUCUGACUAGCCCCUUUUCCCCCUCUUCCCCUGCCUCUCAGCCCCCUGUCCUGGUCAGGCAGGAGGUCCUCCAGCUGCUGAUGAAGAGUGGGGUGUUCCCUCCCUCCUGUGCCCCAGAUGGAGGCCCCAGCGUGGGGGUACAUUGUGCAGGAGACGGGGGAGGCAUCAUCGGGCAGGCGCUGGAGAAGCAGGACACAGUGAGGGUGCUACUGGACAGCGGGGUCAGCGUGAACCGGGCCGACCCCACAGACGGACGCACCCUCCUGGCCAGCGCGGCCCAUGCAGGCUCAGCUGAAGUGACCGACCUACUCCUGUCCCGAGGGGCUGACCCUCUGAUCAGUGACCACCAGGGCCAGACCCCCUUAACGCUGUCUGCCAGGCAGGGCCAUGUCAGGGUGCUGGGGAUGCUGCUGGACUGGGCCAGGGGGCUGGAUCUGGAGGCCGGCGUGGGGAUGGUGGAGCAUGCAGACAGCGAGGGCUGGACGGCCUUACGGUCAGCGGCCUGGGGGGGUCACACCGAGGCCGUGCACCUCCUCCUGGAUGCAGAGGCGGACGUGGACGGGUGUGAUGCUGAAGGCCGAUCGGCGCUGAGGGCGGCGGCCUGGGGGGGUCACGAGGAGAUCCUCCUUACUCUGCUGGACCACGGGGCGCAGGUGGACAAGGUCGACCGGGAGGGCCGCACUCCACUGAUUGCCGCCGCCUACAUGGGCCAUCGGGAGGCGGUAGAGAUCCUGCUGGACCACGGGGCAGAGGUCGACCUGGCCGACGGAGACGGCCGUACUGCCCUGUCAGUGGCUUCUCUCUGUGUGCCCACAGCGGCUGGAGUCAAAGGUUACGGCGAAGUGGCCAGCCUACUGUUGGAGCGAGGGGCGGACCCGGGGCACAAGGACCAGGAUGGGAUGACCCCUCUGCUGCUGGCUGCGUAUGAAGGUCACGAGGAGGUGGUAGAACUGUUAUUAGAGGCUGGGGCAGACGUAGACGAGAGCGCCGGGCCACACGCCGCCGCCGCUUCUGCAGCCGUCACUCCGCUGUUGGCGGCAGCCGCCAUGGGCCAUUCCGCGACAGUGGGCAGGGUGCUGUUCUGGGGCGCUACGGUGGAUGGCAUCGACGGAGAGGGUCGUACAGCUCUGAGCCUGGCAGCAGCACGGGGCAGUGUGGAGGUGGUCAGAGCACUUCUGGACCGAGGGCUGGAUGAGAACCAUAAAGACGAUCUGGGCUGGACCCCUCUGCACGCCGCCGCCUGCGAGGGCCACCGGGGGGUCUGUGCCGUCCUAACGGAGCGUGGGAGCAUGGCGCGUGUCGGAGAAAUGGACAUCGAGGGACGGACUCCCCUCAUCCUGGCAGCGCAGGAGGGCCACUGUGGCACGGUGAGGCUUCUGCUGGACCGCCGCUCACCCAUCGACCACCGGGCGUACGACGGCCACUCUGCGCUGAGCGCCGCCGCCCUGGAGGGCCACGCUGAGGUGGUGGAGCUACUGAUGAGGCGGGGCACGGACACGGAUGUACGGGACGCAGAGGGCCGUCCGCUGCUCUACCUCCUGGUCCUGGAGGGAAAUCUGGACAUGGCUGCCCUCAUUAUGGAGAAAGGGGGCGUGCCCCUGGAGUCCCGGGACGGGGAGGGGCGCACGGCGCUGCACGUGGCCUCCUGGCAGGGCAACCUGGAUGCAGUGGGGCUGCUGUUGAGCCAUGGGGCGGACCCUAACACCCAGGACGGGGAGGGACGACCCCCCUUGCACUCCGUAGCCUGGCGGGGUCAUGUUGAGCCUGGUCGUCUGCUCCUGGAGGUUAGGGGGGUCAACGUGGAUCUGGCCUGCAGACAGCAGGGGGCCACGGCACUGAGCAUCGCGGCUCAGGAGGGCCACGCUAAUAUCGUUGCCAUGCUACUGGAGGGAGGGGCCAACCCGGACCACGUAGACAAGUACGGCCGCAGCCCCGUCAAGGUGGCCGGGAAGAGGGGCCACUUCACCAUCGUCAGGCUGCUGGAGAGCUACGGAGCCAAACCGUACUCAGUCCGUCUGCCCCCGUCCAACACCCUGUCGCCACGGUCAUCCACUGUGAAGAGCCCGUCCUCCGUCUGCUCAGGGAGUAACGUGGCCCAGGCAGGGCGUCAUCAUGGUGCUAGCACCUCCACCUCCUCAGCCUCCUGCUCCCCAGGCUCCACAGCCGAGCAUUUCCAUUCCAUCCAUAGCUCCCAGACAUCCUCCUCCACAGCCCACUCCCAGGCCACGGUGCAGACCGUCCCCGCUGACAGCCUGUCCUUCACCCAGCAGAUCCAGCAGCACUCCCUUCCACGCUGUCGCUCCCGUCACUCCACCCUGCCUCCACCUGGCUCCGCCCGUGGUAGCCUGCACGGAACCAACCGCAGGGCCCAAUGCCCUAAGGCCAGCCCUCCUCCACCCACCCUCUGCACAGUCACGGCCAUGGUGCAUGACUCUGAACAGACUUACAAAGGCUACCCAGCAGGGUUCGACUAUCCCAGUAAACACAACCCCCCCAGCCUGAUCCAGGAGGAGAGGUCUCAGUACGGAGGGGGGAGGUGGAACUCUGUCAUGGCUUCUCUAGGGGUGACGCCUGGACAAGAUGGCCCCAAAAACAGGGACAGUCUCCCUAUGGGCUACCCCUACCAGGUCCAGAGCCCGACUCAGAGAGAGACAUGGGAGGAGAACCGGAAGAUGUCUAUAUCCCCCGGUAGUGCCUUAACUCCUCCCUGCAUGGUGGUCAUGACGACCACGGACCCCCAGCUCAACCUGAAACAGGCCAUCAAGCUGCAGUUUGAAGGUCCCACCAGCGCUGCCUUAUACAAGAGGGAGACGCCCCUGUGAACUCUGACCUAACGGUGGACGUAGGAGUUCAAGGGUCUGUUUUCAGAACGGAUAAUGGUUCUUACGGGGCAGAUGAGAGCGGAAGGGGCAUCUCUCUCACUCCCACCCCCUCGCCGCCUUCAGCUCAGCGGACCAGAGGAAGAAUGGAGAGGCUGAAAGACUUCAAAGCCGUUUACAUUCCAGACUUUCUCCGUCGCCUGUUCUGAGCAGCCGUCACUAAAUAGUGGACACACACAUACACACACACACACACACACAUUCCUCAGACACAAAGCCUUGUGCCAUGGACAAGUCGGAUGGAGAGGGGCUAUCGGUCUACCCUCCUGCUGAUCUACCACACAGAGACAGACCAGAGUGUGUGUGACAGUUCUCUGACCAGAGAGUGAGAGAGUGUGUGUGUGUGUGUGUGUGUGUGUGUGUGUGUGUGUGUGUGUGACAAUUCUGUGACACACAGACCCAACACAGGGCUGUGGUCUCACCAGGGUUUGACGUUUAACCAAUCAUCAAUGGACUUCUUCAGAAGUCAAACGUUUCUACUCUACGGUAGAAAACAUUCAUUUGAAGCCACCACAGAACAGCCAAUAUAUGUGUGAAAGGGUUCUCACUAAGAUGAGACGAGAUGGGCAAGGAGACCCACGACAACACACUCACACAGAACUUAAGAUCGUUUUUUUAUAUAUAUAGGAGCUCUUUUUCACACCGUAGCUGUUCUGAAAGCCACGAUUCUACUGCCUGUGUGAGGGCACUAUUGAUGCCUUGAUCUUCCUCCAGAGUUUUGCUCUCUCUACUUUUAAAACCCCGAGACAUGGCAGGUAUUACUAGCUUGGAGUCUGUCGACGUGUAUCUAUGGCGGCUUGGAGUCUGUCGACGUUCAUCUAUGGCAGCUUGGAGUCUGUCGACGUGCAUCUAUGGCGGCUUGGAGUCUGUCGACGUUCAUCUAUGGCAGCUUGGAGUCUGUCGACGUGUAUCUAUGGCGGCUUGGAGUCUGUCGACGUUCAUCUAUGGCAGCUUGGAGUCUGUCGACGUGUAUCUAUGGCAGCUUGGAGUCUGUCGACGUGUAUCUAUGGCAGCUUGGAGUCUGUCGACGUGUAUCUAUGGCAGCUUGGAGUCUGUCGACGUGCAUCUAUGGCAGCUUGGAGUCUGUCGACGUGUAUCUAUGGCAGCUUGGAGUCUGUCGACGUGUAUCUAUGGCGGCUUGGAGUCUGUCAACGUGCAUCUAUGGCAGCUUGGAGUCUGUCAACGUGCAUCUAUGGCAGCUUGGAGUCUGUCGACGUGUAUCUAUGGCAGCUUGGAGUCUGUCGACGUGUAUCUAUGGCAGCUUGGAGUCUGUCGACGUGUAUCUAUGGCAGCUUGGAGUCUGUCGACGUGCAUCUAUGGCGGCUUGGAGUCUGUCGACGUGCAUCUAUGGCAGCUUGGAGUCUGUCGACGUGUAUCUAUGGCAGCUUGGAGUCUGUCGACGUGCAUCUAUGGCAGCUUGGAGUCUGUCGACGUGUAUCUAUGGCAGCUUGGAGUCUGUCGACGUGUAUCUAUGGCAGCUUGGAGUCUGUCGACGUGCAUCUAUGGCAGCUUGGAGUCUGUCGACGUGCAUCUAUGGCAGCUUGGAGUCUGUCAACGUGCAUCUAUGGGCGCUUGGAGUCUGUCGACGUGUAUCUAUGGCAGCUUGGAGUCUGUCGACGUGUAUCUAUGGCAGCUUGGAGUCUGUCGACGUGCAUCUAUGGCGGCUUGGAGUCUGUCGACGUGCAUCUAUGGCAGCUUGGAGUCUGUCGACGUGUAUCUAUAGCAGCUUGGAGUCUGUCGACGUGUAUCUAUGGCAGCUUGGAGUCUGUCGACGUGUAUCUAUAGCAGCUUGGAGUCUGUCGACGUGUAUCUAUAGCAGCUUGGAGUCUGUCGACGUUCAUCUAUAGCAGCUUGGAGUCUGUCGACGUGUAUCUAUAGCAGCUUGGAGUCUGUCGACGUGUAUCUAUGGCAGCUUGGAGUCUGUCGACGUGUAUCUAUAGCAGCUUGGAGUCUGUCGACGUGUAUCUAUAGCAGCUUGGAGUCUGUCGACGUUCAUCUAUAGCAGCUUGGAGUCUGUCGACGUGUAUCUAUAGCAGCUUGGAGUCUGUCGACGUUCAUCUAUAGCGGCUUGGAGUCUGUCGACGUUCAUCUAUAGCAGCUUGGAGUCUGUCGACGUUCAUCUAUAGCAGCUUGGAGUCUGUCGACGUGUAUCUAUGGCAGCUUGGAGUCUGUCGACGUGCAUCUAUGGCGGCUUGGAGUCUGUCGACGUGUAUCUAUGGCAGCUUGGAGUCUGUCGACGUGUAUCUAUGGCAGCUUGGAGUCUGUCAACGUGCAUCUAUGGCAGCUUGGAGUCUGUCGACGUGUAUCUAUGGCAGCUUGGAGUCUGUCGACGUGUAUCUAUGGCAGCUUGGAGUCUGUCAACGUGCAUCUAUGGCAGCUUGGAGUCUGUCGACGUGUAUCUAUGGCAGCUUGGAGUCUGUCGACGUGCAUCUAUGGCAGCUUGGAGUCUGUCGACGUUCAUCUAUAGCAGCUUGGAGUCUGUCGACGUGCAUCUAUGGCAGCUUGGAGUCUGUCGACGUUCAUCUAUGGCGGCUUGGAGUCUGUCGACGUGUAUCUAUGGCAGCUUGGAGUCUGUCGACGUGUAUCUAUGGCAGCUUGGAGUCUGUCGACGUGCAUCUAUGGCAGCUUGGAGUCUGUCAACGUGCAUCUAUGGCAGCUUGGAGUCUGUCGACGUGUAUCUAUGGCAGCUUGGAGUCUGUCGACGUGUAUCUAUGGCAGCUUGGAGUCUGUCGACGUUCAUCUAUGGCAGCUUGGAGUCUGUCGACGUGCAUCUAUGGCAGCUUGGAGUCUGUCGACGUGUAUCUAUGGCAGCUUGGAGUCUGUCGACGUGUAUCUAUGGGCGGCCACGAGCCAUACAAAUUCAGCAGAAAAGACCGCAGUCCCACCAAAGCCUGACCUAGCCUACGAUGCUGUUGAAAUGCUGCUAUGUUUAUGACAUUAACCAACCAGCAGGCGGAAUGUUCCAGCACACUCUGAGUAAUGCCGUUGGAAAGGAACUGCUAAUGAUGACAUAAAUCUAAAGAGAGAUUAGAAAAGAAAGACAGAAAGUGGGACUUUAGCUAUUCAUUUUAAAUCAUUGAUCUGGCCUAAGUACUUUCCAUUUGUCCUUGUUGCCAUUUUAUUCACAUUUGAAAGCAUAAUGCUGUUCUUUAAUUAAAAUUGCAGACGUGCUGUAACUAAUG
Molecule: messenger RNA, 8161 nt
Organism: Oncorhynchus tshawytscha (Chinook salmon)
Lineage: Eukaryota; Metazoa; Chordata; Actinopteri; Salmoniformes; Salmonidae
Product: ankyrin repeat domain-containing protein 50-like
Exons: 6
Coding region: 738-4922 (1394 amino acids)
Molecular function (GO): protein binding
Source: RefSeq, a predicted model, not a curated record